Macrosteles quadrilineatus (aster leafhopper) is the source of this 7301-nucleotide messenger RNA. Its product is annotated as probable G-protein coupled receptor CG31760. NCBI's taxonomy places the organism in Eukaryota, Metazoa, Arthropoda, Insecta, Hemiptera, Cicadellidae. The transcript has 16 exons. Gene Ontology annotation, cellular component: membrane. The coding region runs from base 63 to 2165 and encodes 700 amino acids. Gene Ontology annotation, biological process: G protein-coupled receptor signaling pathway. The record is from RefSeq and is a predicted model, not a curated record. Gene Ontology annotation, molecular function: G protein-coupled receptor activity.
CUAGCCUAGCCUAUGGAUGUCCUGGAUUACCUCCUUACAAGUGCCGAUGUUGCCCGCGAGUGAUGGCCGCCGGCUGGCGAGGCACGGUGUUGCUCGGCUUGCUGGCCUCCUUGUGUACUUUGAGAGCUGAUAAUAAGGACAAGAUAGAGGAGGCGUUGGAGUUGAUCCACGACGUGUCCACCGGCAACAUGGGAACUCUGUGUGUCAGUGAGUCAUACAGGACGUUGGCAGCUCAUGUCAGCCCGACACGCUAUGACUCAGCCAGACAAAAGGCUGACUUGGUGGCGAUGCUGCUACAAGACUUGGGAAUCGCUCAUCAUAAUGGUCUGAUGGAUGCGGUGGGACGUACUCUGUUGCUCUCAGAUCGACACAUGUUGAGUACCAGAGUGCUGGCGCUGAACACCUCCACUGGCCACCUCAGUGCUGUCGUCAUCUGGCGCAAGUCUACCCCCGACCCUGCGACACUCACUGGCGCUCACAGGGUGACAGAUGAGCAGUUAAGACCUGGAGGUCGCCCGGACGCCACCGCCCCGUGGUACGAGGACGCCCACUCCUCCCCCGCCCUACGGUCACCCAAGUUCAUGACCAGUCCCGACGUGGUCAGCUACCGCGGCUGGUGGACGUUCCCUUACUACUCGUGCUACCAUCACCUGUGGAUCAUGUCUUACACUGUGGUCGUUCCACCGUCGCCCAAGCAUGAGCACGGGAUCAAGGGUCUGGUCAGUUUUGACGUCGACGUCUCCAGCCUGGAGGUCAAUCAAUGUGACCACGGCCACGACAGCAAACAAGUUCACUUCUUCAGAGGAUCACAUAAGUGCCAUAACACUACCCAGUGUAUCUACUUCCGUAAGGUUGGUGGUGGGGGUGGCUGGCAGAGGGGUAACUACAUGUGUAAGUGUAAACCUGGUUUCUACUCACGCCACACAGAGUUCAAUGGCACACUCGUCGAAGCUGCCUGGGCUGAAAAGUACGGUAAUGGUAGUACAAGCGGGGUUUACGAUGAGAGGUAUAGAUGUCGUAAAUGUGCCCCCGGCUGUUCUACUUGCACCGGCCCAAAACCUUGUCUCGCACACUACAACUGGCCGUUCAGAAUCACCUUGUUAUGUAUCUCACUGAGUUGCGUCUUUUUCACUCUGGGACUCAUUUUGUAUGUUUAUAACCACAGAAAACUCAAAGUUUUCAAAGUUGCGAGUCCUAUUUUCCUAAGCAUUACUCUACUGGGAUGUGCCAUCAUGUAUUUAGAGAUGGCAGCAAUCUUUCCAAUUUUGGAUAUCUACUCGUGCAUCGCCACAAAAUGGUGUCGACAUUUGGGGUUCUGUGUCACCUAUACAGCAUUGCUUAUGAAAACAUGGAGAGUUUCACUGACCUACAGAGUAAAGUCUGCACACAAAGUUAAGCUAACGGAUAAGCAGCUGCUGCAAUGGAUGUUCCCAAUCCUACUGGUCAUGCUUAUCUAUCUCAGCACAUGGACCAUAAGUGCUCCACCCAAAGGAGAGGAGAUUUAUGACAGUCACGGACUAAGGUUCAAGCAGUGCACCUUUAAUUGGUGGGAUCACAGUUUGGCCAUAGGGGAGGUACUGUUCCUGGCGUGGGGUAUCAGAGUCUGCUACAACGUGAGACACGCAGAGUCCCUGUACAACGAGGCUCGACUCAUCACCAUCGCCAUCUACAACAUCGCUGGUGUCAACAUCGCAAUGGUGGCUUUCCAUUUGUUCCUGUUCCCACAAGCUGGGCCUGACAUCAAGUAUUUUCUUGGUUUCAUCAGGACUCAACUUAGCACGUCAGUCACCAUUGCUCUUGUCUUUGGACCUAAGGUGCUAAGAGUUCUACGAGGCCAGGGCGACCAAUGGGAUAACAGGGCAAGAGCUCGGGGCGUCACAGCCUCCUUCUCUCUAAAUGGGAUCGGGCUUGUGCCAGAUGAAGCUCCAGAUCUCUUCCAAGAGAAUGAAGAGUUGAAGGAAGAAAUCCAGAAGUUAGCAGGACAGAUGGAGUUCAUGAAGAUCGUUCAUAUGGAGAUGAACAACCGUCACCUGAAGAUGAAACCCGGAGGAUACUUUAGUUCGGGCAACACCGUCGUACUGCAGAGUCCCGUCAGUCGGACCUCCGCGGGGUUUGUCCUCGGUAAAAGUUUCAGCACUACAGAAGAGCCCGAUGAGAGGGUAUGACUAGUCUUCACGAGCCGUGAAGUUUGGUUGUGAUAUUAACUUCUCUGUGAUUAUCUACAUAGUGUUACGUUUUGUUACCACAGCUGUUUUAUAGACUCGUCGUUGUUACAUGUCAUGUGUUCAGAGUAUUUUUGUGUUACUCAAGCCGAAAUCUUGGGAGUUUCCCACGCUUAAGUGUCCUCUAACUUUUUUGAUAUCGGGAAUGGUCGACAAUAUUGAGGCAGUGAAACGGAAAUGUGUCGCUUAUGAUAUUUUGUGAGGGUGGAAUUUACAGGUGCUGUGGAUUAGGGUUUUUCUCCACACUAAAUCAAGCAAUAAAAAUAAAAACAGGGUUUAACGUAGUUAAAUUUUUAAUUGGAAUCAUAAUGGGUGAAAAUUUGUAAAAGUUAUUGUAACCAUAUCAAUCUUAGAGUAUUUUUUUGUGGAUAAGAUUUUGGAUUUUAAAUUAGUGUUUCACUAAUAUUGAGUUUAAUGCUGCUGAAAGCUUGCGGAACUGAGUAAAACAUCAAACAGAUAAUUUAUAUCACAAAACGCAAUGGGUAAGGAAAUAUAGCCUUAGGUAACUUUGAUAAAUACAGUUUAUGUAAUGAAUCCCAAAAAUACAAUAGUGAUAUGAAGGAGUUUAUCAUCGCCAUUGCACUGAUGAAAUUAAUAGAAAUUCACUUAAGAUCUUCCCUUGAACACUAAGAAUUUGUUAACUUAACCUAAAACACUGGUUAUGAACUUAAUAAAAUAUUAUUUUCGGUAGGAACUGAUGCAGUAACUUAUGUGGUUGUGGUAUGAUAUUGAUAAUGAUGCUUAGAUUAGUAAGUUGCAGCUAAUUAUUUACUGAAAAUGGUAAAUGUUAACCAGAUUAUAUUUUUCAAGUAAUCUUUAUUUUUACCACAACAGUGAAAUUACUACUUUUCUAGUUUUGAAAAUCGUAAUGGGUUUAAGUUAAAAUAUUUUAAGUUAUUUUACAAUAGCUCUUUGUUAAAUGUAUUUACUUUGUAACACAGUCGAACCUUUAUAAGACAAAUUUCAAGGGGUAGGGGAAAAAUUUGUAUCAUUGAUGUAUUCUUAAUAAAGAGGUUUGUUUUAUCAAGGUUUAAUACUGUUAUUCGUCUUAUUGAGGUUUAACCUCGCUACCAAACAAUGACUGACGAAAGAGGAGGGAUGGGUGGGGGUUUCAUGUUAGACAAGCUUAUCUGUUUGUUUUGAAAACUACUAUGGAGAAGUUCAUGAGAAGUUUGUCUUAUAUAGGUCACAUUUGUUUUGUAAACAAGGUUUUGUGCUAAGAAUAUUCGUUGUGUAGAGGUUAAUUAAUCACAUGUCACAAACAAAAUUGAAGAUAAUUUUGUUUGAACCUCCAUAAGAAUGGAGGUUUUUAACCUAAUGACUACAUUGUAUAGAGGUGUUUUUAGCAUUGACCUUUAUGAAAGUUUCAAGGGGAUUUAAAAAAAUUCGUCUUUUCAAGGAAUUUAUUUUACUGAGGUUCGACUGUAACGUUAAAUAAUGUAUAAUAAAACUGUAUGUUUUAUUACAUUUUAAUUUAACCCUUAGAGUGCCAGGCGAGAAAUAAAAGUAACGCUCAAAAAAUGCCGAUGAUUUUUCCCGAAGGUCGCGCUAAAAAUGCCGAGCGCGAUCUGGCGAUUUUUAGGUUAAAAUUUCGUAAAAAUCGAAUUUUCGAUAUUUGGACCAACGAAAAUCGAUGUAUUGCAUCUAGUAACUUUCGACUCAAUGUUAAUAUAUGGGUUAAAAGAAUCCGAGUAUCCAUUCGGUUGUUAUGACAACUGUUAGAUCAUUACGAAACGUCCGGUCAGCCGGACGUUGGCACUUUUGGCUCGUUCUAAAAACGUCCGGUCGGCCGGACGUCGGCACUUUUGGCUCGUUUUAAAAACGUCCGGUUCCCCGGACGUUGGCACUCAAAGGGUUAAUCAUAAGAACAAUUUUCACAAACUAGUCAUAUUUUAAGGAACUUGAGGAAUGUUGAAAUUUGUUAUUUUCUUAAAAAGCGUAAACAUUAAAAGUGGUUUACUUUUAUUUAGCUUGACUACAAUUACACCUUUACACCUUGCUUUACUUAAUAUUAGCCAAAAAUGUAAAUGGUUGAUUGACACAUUUGCUAAACCAUCAAUAUAACAGUACUGUAAUGGAUUUUUAUUGUUAUACCAAGACUUAUCCGUAUAUUGGUCCACACUAUCUAUACAGAGAAGUAAGGUAUAGAGGAAACUUUCAGUAAUACACCUAAGAGGUGACUAGUGGCUGAUGUCUAGGGCAAGUCCAACAAAUCCCAUCGCCCUCAUGUACAACACUCUCACAGUGGAGGAAGACCCUGAGUCCUGUACAAGAGGAAUUUCUGCAGAAUGCUUGCCACUCAAGGUCUUCCUUGCUAGUGUAACUGGUAGAGCUGAUAAAUACUUCUUAAGCAUCUUUCCUCUGUACCUUACUUCUCUGUGAUGUGUUGGGUUUCUCAAGGGCAUUUGAUCAAUUUCCUUGAAAGGUCUAGAUGGUUUUCUUAGAAGGUAUAACUAGAAUGAAUGGUUCCACUGAGCUUCUUUGUUUGUAUACUCAGUUACCACUUAAUUUUAUCUUCUAUAAAGAAAGGUUUUAUACGCUCAUUCAAAUCAAACUUAAAUUCCCUUUAUUGUAAUUUGUUAAUCUAGGUUAAUAGAAUAGAACCGCAAAAGAUUUCUAUUAUGUCAACCCUGAUUGUAACUAGCUUAUGUUAAAUCAUAGACAAAUAGAAUGAAAAUAGACUAUCAAAGGAAGGUUCCGCAAUGUGCUGCUAGAUUGUGCUCGGUGUUUGAUUCGCUGCCGUUGUCGGUUCCUGGCCGUCUGCUACCAGCACUACCACUAUUGCAAAAGAAAUACUACCAAUGUAACAGACCCAAUUUUCAAUAAACAUCAAUCCCCCGGAUUCCAGGGAAUUCCUCUGGAGUUGGCAACACUGGUCCCAACUACCAAAUUGUCAUGACUCGGUCGCUAGCGCUUGAUGCUGCGGCGGUGUGCGCCGUGACUACACGGUACUCCUAGGUGGACACCAGAACAUAUGCUAACUGCAGCACUGCUGUCAGUCUAUAUUCAAUUCUAUUUGUCUAUGGUUUGAUAUGUUUUACAACAACCAUUCGAGUUAUGAAAAAAUUACUCUAAACAUUAUUGUUGUUAUACCAUUCAAAGACAGGAGAUUUAUAAUAUAUUUAUAUUUUUGUAUUUAAAAAGAGUGAAAAUACAUUUAAAUCAAAAUUAUUUGGAAAAUUAAGUAAGAUACAAUAACAAUAAAAUUAAAAUUGAUUCCUGAUAAUGACAUUGAUCCUGUACGGUAACAGUUUUGCUACGGAUUGAACACGGAUAGGUUACAUUUUUACUGCUCGUACAAUAAUAAAUUAUAUGGUAUGACAAUAUCACUGAUGAAAAAAAUAAGGAGUACUUUACCUACUAAACGUAAAUUUAACACAAGAAAAAUAGUCUAUAGUAUUUUAGCUUUUAAAAGUUAUACAUUUUAUACAUAGUGUAAGUACACUUUUUGUUUUGAAUUUAUUUUUUAUCAAAGAUCAUCUAAGAUUUAUUCAAGGUCUUAAUUGUGCUGGAAAACAUUAAUAUGAUUUGUUAAAUAUAUGAUUGGUUAAAGAUCUGGUUAAGGCUUACUGAUAGACUUUUUCAGUAUAUAAAAGUGAAAAUAAAGUUUUCUAAGGAUGUAGGGGGAAAAUUCAAACAUCCAAUACACUUAAUAUGUGAGGUAUACAUUUGACUAUGGGGAGUGCCCAGAAAUAUUCAUAAAAUACACAAAUCAAAAUAAUAGAACAAGUUAACGGCUAAACUCCACCUAGCCUGUAGUAAAGGUUCCUUGACUAAGCUUAUCUGUGUGAUAUGUUUGUUAUGUGUUGGUAGAUUAUAAUUAUUGUUAGCUACAUGUUUAGAUGUACUUAGCGGCCUUACCAUCGCUAACACAUGUUGAUUCUUGCAAACCAAAGAGUUUUAUAAGUAAUGUUGAAUUUUAUAAUACAGUAUAAUUAUAUCGUUGAAACUGCAAAAGCCUCCAUUUUAGACAGUGAGGAUUCUGAAAUACUACGGGGGGAAAUUGAUGAAAAUAAUGCUAUGUUUUAUCAUGGUAUGAGUAUGCCCGAAAAACAAAAACCUUUUAUAGUACACCUCCAAUUUUUGUGUAAAUCUGUAAAAUGCUUUGACACUAGUAGUGUGAUUUGGUACGAUACCUAAAUUUCUCAUCCCAUAAAGCAACAUGUAUCAGAAAAACUGACUUUUUGGUAAAGGUUAAACUGGAAUAAAUGUCUAUUUUUCUCAUCUUAAAUUUUAAAAUAGAAGUACGCUGUUGAUUGUUACUGUUGCUAAGUUAUUAAGAAAUAGUAUCUUUUGUAGUAUUUUUGUAAUAUUCUAGUCCUUUUAGUCAGUUGUGGUGUGUUAAAUAAGUUCAAAUAAAAAUAAAUAUCUAAAGUAAUUAAUUUCUGUUAAGAAAAGGGAUUGGAGAUGAAGUGGGUUUUCAUCUUGGUGUAUAAGGCAAAUUAACAGUUGACGUUGAUUUCAAAAUUAAAUGUUUAACUUUUUGUUCUUCUUAAAAAAAUUAUAUUUCUUCUAUGAGAAAAUAUUAAAAUCAAACAUUAUUUCAUAAAAGUGAAAUACAAAUUUUAAAUACUUAAGCCUAGUCCACACCUGGCGAUUUGUCUCUGGAAACUUUGUUGGCUGACCGUAGUGUUUCCUUUUAUAUCUCCAGAUGAUAGUCAGACUGUCGGCAGACAAAUCUCUGUGCUUCUGGAGACAAAAUUCAGUGUUUUCUGUUUCCCAUACCAAUGGUAAACACUGAGACAAGAAACACGUCUUUUGUCUCAAGCCUGCAUGAGUGGAUGAUUCUGGAGACAGAAGAUCGAAACAACCUGAACCCGCUGGUGUUAAACGUGGAGUUCAGGGCUGAGAUUCCAGCCCUGUAACGUGUACAUUUCAUUCUUUGGCCCAACAAAGACAAAACAGUAACAGAACCUCAAGAUCUGUUGGAAUUGUGGAUAUUUAUAUGCAUUCACUGUGGAUGCGAUACUCCCUGGUGUUUAUUAACGUCCGCACAAGUGAGUACUACGACUACCCGCAGUGCUAUCCUGAUAAUUAGACCAAUUUGUAUAUACCAGGGCAAAAAAUGUGGUUCGUGGU